Messenger RNA from Morchella sextelata, 1215 nucleotides. RefSeq lists its product as uncharacterized. Bases 1 to 1215 code for a protein of 404 amino acids. The record is from RefSeq and is a predicted model, not a curated record. NCBI's taxonomy places the organism in Eukaryota, Fungi, Ascomycota, Pezizomycetes, Pezizales, Morchellaceae. Gene Ontology annotation, molecular function: alpha-1,6-mannosyltransferase activity. Gene Ontology annotation, cellular component: mannan polymerase complex. The transcript is spliced from 3 exons. Gene Ontology annotation, biological process: protein N-linked glycosylation; cell wall mannoprotein biosynthetic process.
AUGUCCUCGUUCCUUAGCGACGAUUCACACAUCCCCACAAUACGGCAUUAUGAUUUGUCAAAUGUACAGGGCAGCGCUCGAGGAUGGGAGAAGGAGGAGAGAAUCCUCAUGUGUGUGCCUCUCCGUGACGCCGAGCCUCACUUGCCAAUGUUCUUCUCCCACAUGAGAAACUUUACAUAUCCGCAUCAUUUGAUAGAUUUGGCAUUCCUGGUCUCGGAUUCAAAGGACAAUACUCUACCACUCCUAGUUGACUACCUCGAGAAGCUCCAGGCGGAUCCGGAUCCACAUCAGCACUUUGGAGAAAUCUCGGUUAUCGAGAAGGAUUUCGGGCAAAAGGUACAGCAAGAUGUUGAGAACAGACAUGGUUUUGCCGCCCAGGCCAGUAGAAGGAAAACAAUGGCACAGGCGCGGAAUUGGUUGCUGAGUGCUACUUUGAGGCCAUACCACAGCUGGGUAUACUGGAGAGAUGCAGACGUGGAAACUGCACCCCCAACUAUUCUGGAAGAUCUUAUGCGACACAACAAGGAUAUCAUUGUGCCUAACGUUUGGCGACCGCUUCCCGACUGGCUCGGUGGUGAGCAGCCAUAUGAUCUUAACUCGUGGCAGGAGUCCGAGACCGCACUAGCUCUUGCAGAUACCCUUGACGAAGACGCUGUUAUUGUUGAAGGUUAUGCCGAAUAUGCAACAUGGAGGCCCCAUCUUGCUUAUCUUCGCGACCCUUACGGCGACCCGGAUGUGGAAAUGGAUAUUGAUGGUGUCGGCGGUGUCAGUAUUCUUGCCAAGGCGAAGGUCUUUAGGGCUGGCGUCCACUUCCCGGCUUUCUCAUUCGAGAAACACGCCGAGACCGAGGGUUUUGGAAAGAUGGCGAAACGGAUGAAAUUCAGUGUCGUCGGACUUCCCCAUUAUACGAUUUGGCAUUUGUACGAACCUUCCGCGGACGAUUUGAAACAUAUGGAACGCAUGGAGGAAGAGCGUCUCGCCAAGGAAGCUGCUGAAAAAGAGGAAGCCGAAAAAAAGAAGAAGAUGCAAGAAUCCUGGAGUAGUCCCAAGGAUCAAUGGGAACAAGACAAGAAAGAAAUCGACGCAGCUUUGAAGGAGAAGGAGGAAAAACUCGGUGGUGGUGAAGAAGGACCACAUGUCCAUGUUGGAGACGACGAAGCGGCGGCUCCAAAGGUUGGGUUGAAGGCAGGCGGUGGCGGCAAUAGUGAUGCAUAA